This is a messenger RNA of Babesia bigemina, 1227 nucleotides long. RefSeq lists its product as hypothetical. The record is from RefSeq and is a predicted model, not a curated record. Gene Ontology annotation, biological process: transcription elongation by RNA polymerase II. Bases 1 to 1227 code for a protein of 408 amino acids. Gene Ontology annotation, cellular component: Cdc73/Paf1 complex. The transcript has 3 exons. Lineage: Eukaryota; Apicomplexa; Aconoidasida; Piroplasmida; Babesiidae.
AUGUCGAAGCGAAAGGAAGGUGGCGAGGGAGGGACCAAGAGUGAGUCGGUAGACACACUCUCUGCCUACCUCCAGAAGAAGUCGCCGCUUCUGGGCUCCCUGGAGUUCGAUACCAGCAUACCGGAGCCGCCGGUGGAUGCCAACCUGCUGACGUACGAACUCAAUGAAGACGCAAUCGCAUACGAACUGUCGGCGCUGGAGCUGUACGCCGGAUUCACUUCCUUCCGCGAUUUCGAAAAUGGAGUUACCUGCGAAUCAUUCGAACCGGCCAGCUACUCAAACUACGCCAUCGAAAACCAGGAGCUGCUAGACGAACUAGGAGCGUAUGCGCAGAAUCUAGAUGCUGCUGGGAUGGAGCGCCUGACCCGACUGCGGGCGGAGGCGUUGCAAACCCGGGAAAUGCAGACUCUGUACCCGCUCAUAAACAAGUUGCGGGACGCGAUGCCCAAUGACGUAAGGCAUGUUCUGUUCGCUGCCGAGGGGGUGGAACCUAAAGGGCCACCAGCUGACCGGGUCCCGGUAACGCAACCCGACAGCAGUGCGGAUGACCAGGAGGACGCGGUGCGGGAGAAGUGGAGCUCAAUGAGCGUCGCUGAGCGCAUUGAGCACCACAUAUCACAAAUAAACGAUACGUUCGUGUCGGCGUCGUCUCUCAAGCACCCAACCAACCCGCGGGCGAAAAUCGCAAAGCACUACAAGGUCAUGCCCAACGUCGGCCUCUGGAAAAAUCGCUACGUGCAGGUCGGCGUCGACGGUGUCACGUCGGCAUCAGCCACCGAGGAUGCCGGAAAGCUGGCUGUUGGCGGUAUUUUGCACGUUGCAAAGGACAGUGCCACACAACGCCUCUACGAGUACUACAAGAGCGCCACGGAAGACGAGGAACAGGACGUCAAACACAACCCGGGGUCGCAAGAGCUGUUCAAAUUUGUGCGGAUGUACUCCUGCCAGCAAUCCACCAAGGUCGAGGGCAACGACAACUACUUCCUCAUAUCGCUACCGCCGCGGCUGCACAACAAGGUGAAGACCAAUACUGGGGCGUCGGGCAUGGCAUCUCCGAGGCCGGAUGAGAUGGACAUCGAAGGCGAUGAGGAGGACGAUCUGGCAGAUUCUGUCGUGCACAUCCUCCCAGUCAAGGGGCAGAAGAUGGUGCUCACAAAAGCGGGAAAGGCCAAGGUACCGGACAUUAUGCUCACAUAUACAGAAGAUAUUGUGCUACGGCAAGAUUAG